UUAAAUCCACUCCACCGGCGCUCCGACACUUCAACACACUGUCCAGUCCUCCUCCUCCUCCACCACCACCGCUGCUGCUGCUGCUGCUGCUGCUACACCGUCCCGACCACAGGAGGAGCAGCACCAGCUCAGCUCAGCUCAGCUCAGCUCGGCACCGCAGCACCGUCACUGACUGCUGCCUCACGCCUGCACGAUAACAUGGUUUGCAGGGCUCGGCUGCUGUAGCCAAGGGGCCACUUUAUAGUCAAUCACUCAGCUCACUGUGCGCGUGGAUGUGGAUGUGUGUGAGUGUGCAGUUGUAAGCAGCAGCAUCAGACGGAGAUCCAGCAGCAGCACUAUACAUCAUCAGGAGCACCGGAGCGGAGGAAGGCGUCCAGAGCGAGCCGAGCAUCCUGCAUCUCUUACCCGGCUGUCCUGCACCCCGGCCCGGCUGAACCGGAGCAGGGACACCCCUCCUCCUCCUCCUCCUUCUCCUCCUCCUCAUCCUCCACACCGCAGACUACCACACUGUACCUCGGCUUCAUCGGGUGGGAUAAGCGGCCUGGCUAGUGCUGUAGUCACUGUUGUUGUCGAGGAAACCAAGAGUCCUGUCCCGUUGCCAUGGGGAAACAGAACAGCAAGCUGCGGCCAGAGAUGCUGCAAGACCUCCGGGAGAAUACCGAGUUCUCCGACCACGAGCUGCAGGAGUGGUACAAGGGUUUCUUGAAGGACUGCCCCAGUGGAACCCUGAACGUGGAGGAGUUCAAGAAAAUCUACGCCAAUUUCUUCCCCUACGGUGACGCCUCCAAGUUCGCUGAGCACGUCUUCCGAACGUUUGACACCAACGGCGACGGGACGAUAGACUUCCGGGAGUUCAUCAUCGCCCUGAGCGUGACGUCACGGGGCAAGCUGGAGCAGAAGCUGAAAUGGGCAUUCAGCAUGUACGACCUGGACGGAAACGGUUACAUCAGCCGCGACGAGAUGCUGGAGAUUGUACAGGCCAUCUACAAGAUGGUGUCAUCUGUGAUGAAGAUGCCAGAGGAUGAAUCCACGCCGGAGAAGAGGACGGAUAAGAUCUUCAGACAAAUGGACCUCAAUAAUGAUGGCAAACUGUCCCUGGAGGAGUUUAUCAAAGGUGCCAAAAGCGACCCCUCCAUCGUCCGGCUACUCCAGUGCGACCCCAGCUCGGCCUCCCAGUUCUGAACCUCCCGCCCUGCUACGACCCUUUCCUCCUCACCCUCUCUGUUGCUAUUGAAACAGUCACUAAAAUCAAUGCAUGAUGGUUCUCGUCUCUCAUAUCAUCUUUUUUUUUUUUUUUUUUUUUUUCGUUGUUGUGUGCAAGACAGGAUGGAGGGAUUUUAAGGAGGAUAAGAAAAGCCAUCACUAUCAUUUUAUUUUUUCAUUUUUUUUAUAUUUGGGAAAACUGAAGGGACAUGCAUACAUGUAACGGUCAGUGGCGUCCGCUAAUGUUCCCGAAUAUCUCUCUCUCUCUCUCUUCCUGGAACGACGGAUUUCCAGGGAGCUUGUGACAAAGUGUGGAUUUCUGCAGGGUGGGGAUUGCUCAGUUUGUCCUCCAACACAUAUGUACAUCAUGUAAAUACUGUACGUCUAUGUAUAUCAUAAGAUGAAGUUUGUCUUCAUGUAUGGUUCACACUCUCUGGUAUUGAAAGGCAGUAUUAUGUAGCGUAGCUGGUCUGACCUGAAUGGGUGGUCGGGGUGGAGAUGGGUGGGAGUCGGGGGGUUAUUGGGAUUUUACUGCUAUAUGAUCUUUCGCUGAGAAAAAGAAGGCCUAAGAUCCCAUUAGCUUUUUAUUGAUAUCUACUGACAUUUUGAUGAUUUAUAAAUGUUUUUUUUUUGUUUCAUUUGUACAUAUUGUUUUCCUCAUUCAUGCUCUUUUAUUUAUUCAUUUUCUUAUUAUCGUGCUUUUACUUUGAUACGUUGUUUAAGGAUGAUCAGUAUUCCAGUUUACAGUGACAGAGAGAGAGAGAAAAUGCGAGUGGAGAUUGAUCUCUUUGGGAUUUGUUAAAGUGGAAGAUUAUGAACAUCUAGUUGCAUAAGGGGAUCCCAUAAUGCAUUUGAUCAACGGCACCAGUAGCACAUAUCGUUUGAGCCGCCAUGUGUUUAUGAACUGUGCAUUUUGGUCUGAAUGCGCGCGCGUGUGUGUGCAUGUGAAUAUAUGCACUGUGUGCUCGAGGCUAACUUUUACAGUAUUAUCAUGUUGUGUUGUUUCUUAAUUUGUAAGUAUUUAAAAAGAUCUUUAACAACGAGCAGUAAACUUAAGAUAGUCGUAACCUGUCACUAUACUGCAUGAUCCUUCGAACUGAGAAAAAAUCACCACAGUUAAACGCACAGCAGUAUCUUUUUGUAGCUCUGCAGCCUCCUCAGCACUGUACCAGGCAGAAAUGAUUAUUUGUCUUGCUUUGGGACAAACCCUCCCUCAACCACAUCCUCUUCCUCUUUCUCUCCCUCUCCCUCUACCUCUUCCUCCUCCUCUGACAGACAGAGAACUCACUAAGGGCUCGUUCAUCACUCUCUAGCUGAAUGCUUUUAUAACCUCCAGGAUUAGUCUGCUUACAGAGCAGUUAGAUGAAGGGACACGUUUCAUGAGAUAGGAGAUACUUAAGAGAUUUCAGGGUUCCCAGACAUAUGUGGUAAUCUAACGGAGAUCAGUGGCCGUGUUUACAUUAGCACCGAUGGAAAUCUUUGAUUAAUUAUAUUUUAUUUAUCUUAUUCAGGGUAUCUGCGGUACCCUGGAUUUCCAUGUUUUUGUGUCUAAGUGACUAAUGGGGACAACAGUUUUUUAAAUUGGUCCAGUAUUGAGGGAGAGCGCUGCAGCCGCCAGCUGCUAAACAAGCUGUAAUGUAAUCAUUUGGGGCAACUUGACACCAUCAGUUUACAUCCACUAAAAGGGCUUGUUUUUGCCACUGACAGGCUCAGAUAGCUAUUAUAAGUGUCUAACAACAUUAUGGUAGGUUGACCAGAUCCCAAAAAAACAAAUGUGGGACAAGGAGUAUGCUUGUGUGGGACAAUGUGGGACAUGUUACCAAGGCUGAGAGGUAGUCUACAAUUUUGAUAUAAUGUCUAUCUAACGUAAAUAAUAAACAUUUCUAUUCUGCCCCUUAUCUAGUAACAUCUCUAUGCUUUGCCCGAAUGCAUCCAUUGAUCGACACAUCUCUUUCUGAGCCGAAUGUUUCUUGUGAGACUCACGUGAACUGUGUCCCUUAAUUUCGCACUCCCCCCGCGUGGAAUUGAAAAAUAACUGGCAAAUUUCACAAAAAACUCGGAGAAUCGCCUUCCACCGGCUAGUGGUUAAGUAGUUUCCCAGUCUUUGUUGUAGCUGCUCUUCCUUUUCUUUGUGGUAGUUUCCAUCAUAUUCCGGCUAAAUCCGCACAGCUUGUGACUUUGCGGCGACUCGCAAUUUUCUCCAUUGGGCGUAGCGUAGCAAAGACGGUGAAAUGUUAACCUGCACUUGACCCAUGUGUGCGGCGCAGUUUGAAAGCAAACGCAGCCCUGUGAUGACAGCCUUCUCUGUUUUCUUCACAUCCACUGUCCUGCAGUGGUUUGACUUUUGAAAACUAGAGCCAAUGAAAAUGUGGGACAUUGUCUCAAUAUGUGGGACAUAGGACAAGGGAUACAAAUGCUGUGCAGUUCCUUGUAAAGUGGGACACCUUACAUUUACUACGUUUUCUUUACCUUUCGCUUGAUCCGGUUUGUUUGUUUGUUUGUUCGGAGAAGUUUUGUGGAAUCUCGUGUCUUAUCCACAUUGUCGAAAUCAUCUAAAUAUUCAGCCAUGACAUUGAAAAUCUUUUCGAUAACGCUAAGCUACGCUUUCUGUACUCCAACACAACAAACUCUGACAACACCGGCACUCCUUUCUCCAACUCUCACUCACAUUUCCACCGUUUUCUCUUCCGUCAACAAGUCACAUGACACGAUAAUAAACCAAAACCAAAAAGUAAGAAUUACCUAGGGACCUGUAGGGUCCCUUCCAUAAUGUUGUCAGACACUCAUAAUAACAAUCUGAGCCGGUCAGUGGUUAAAACAAGCCCUUUUAGUGGCUGUAAACUGAUGGUGCCAAGUUGCCCCAAAUGAUUACAUUACAGCCCGUUUAGCAGCUGGCAGCUCUCUCUCAAUACUGGACCAAUUUCAAAAAUUGUUGUCCCCAUUAGUCACUUAGACACAAUAACAUGGGAAAAUAGAGUCCAGGUUGAAAGAUACCAAAGUUACCCUAUAAUAUUUGGAGCACCAAGGAAGUGCGACAUGUUGAGACAUGACAUCUCUCCAAUUUAAAUGAAAUAACUUUGAACUGUAUGAUAUUAGAGUUUUAAAACACAGCCUUGACUGAAUAAAAGAUGUGAAAUACAGUGCACAUGUAAACAUAGCCACUGGUUGCAGGAAUGCCGGCACCACUCCCAUGUAUUAAUGAUUGAAGGCCACCCAUUUUCAGAUCACUGUUGCCAUCUUCUGUUAUGGAGGUUAAACACGAAACAAAUUCUGUUUGUGAAGAAGCAAAGUGUUGGGCAGACUGGAAAAAAGCAGUGACAUUGCAUAUUGCAAAUACUCAACAUAAUUCUUUUAGAAAGGGACCUUCAGGUUCUUUACUUUUAUAGGCUGAUAUAAAUAUAUAAUGUAGAAGUGUUUUUGGUAUUUAGAAGUGGUGAAUGUAACUACAUUUACUCAAUUACUAGACUUAAGUACAAUACUAAGGUACUUUACUACUUUAUACUUCAAGUGCACUACAUUUCAGAGGGAAAUGUUGUACCUUUUACUGAACUACAUUUACCUGACAACUAGUUAACUUUUUCAGAUUAAGAUUUACACUCAAACAUAUCAGUUUAUAAAACAUAUUGUAUUGUUAGAGACAAUAUCCCCCUUCAGGGACCCCUUUUCUAUCAUUGAGUAUACUGACGACCCCAGACUAAGUGACAUAUUUUAUGAAUAUUUCAUAUCAUAUUCAAUGCUUAACAAUAACAGAACAGAACAACUGUACAAUUAACCCAAAUAGUGAACACAAUAACUGCAGGAAGAUUGUGUAAAACAAGUGAUUUGGAUGAAUUUUGAGCAGAUUAUUUCCUGUAAAUAUUGCAUCAGAGAUAAGUUUUCUUGUUAUUUUUAGGAACUUUUUGUAUAAUUUUCUGUCCCUAUUAUGUAUUAUUUUAAUUUUUAACAAUCCUAGAUACUUAAAGCACUUAUUUCUUUUAGACAAAUUAAUUGUUUUCUUCUCUUUGUCGCCAUUGUUUUAUUAUUAUCUUUGGUUGUUUUAACUGCAUACUUUCAGGGAAGGCUCUGUGAAUGUGAGUUCAGGUUUUCACCGUGCCCUGAUCCUGUUUAAAUAACAAUCCAAACUUUAAAAAUAGCAAUUGUGUGAAAAUUAAUGAAAUGCUGAUAGAUAGGCCGACUGUAUAUUUUUAGAAACACGUUGUCCUACACACCCCUUAAAGGCCUCGCGACAUCCUGUGAAGCUUUGGCGACCCCUUGGGGGGUCAGGUCCCCCAGGUUGGGAAUCAGUGUUAUAUAUUAAACUGCCCCAAAUUAUAUAAAACAGUUUAAAAGUGGCUCAAAACUUAAAGUUCAUAUUUAUUCCAUCAUUUUAUUCUCAUGUUAGAAACUCCUUUUGAAACCGCACACUGAACUGCUUCAUUGAAUUCCAGACUAAUGUAAUUAUUCCGGUUGGUUUAGCAGCUUCAUAAAGGAGGUUUAGACAGACUGGCUUCACUUUACACAUUUUAGAAAGUGAGGAAUAAAACCCCGCCAUGAAAUGAUGUCUGUCUGCCGUGUGAGAUAAAAAUAACGGAGCGAGAUACUUUAGCUAGUUAGAGAAGAGCCUCCCGUCAUACCAGACUUAGCUGACAUCAGAUUUUAAAAAUAAAUACAACAGCCCGAUAUGUGUUGCCCAACAUUUCACCACCUCACAAACUGAAUUAUUUCGUGCCGUGGUGGCAAAGUGAACUACCAAUGAGAGCUGUGCUGGUGCAGCUAGACAUCCACAUUAGGACUGACCCAAAGGUUAACUUGUACCAAACAUUUGCACAGGAGCUUCCUAACCAGCUCUGCUUUGGGGAUCCUGUAGUGUCACUGCCUUCUGCUGGUAGGAUAAGGAACAACAGUUACUUUCCCCCUAAUCUACAACAGUUUAACCCUUUUCUAUUCUCACUGCCUCUGAUGAACUGGUACCUUAUGUUGGAUAAAUACACCCCCUUCUUUCUUUCUUUCUUCCUUCCUUCUUUCCUAACCUCCCUUUCCUUCCUUCCUAUUUUUUCUGUUGCAUGAAAACCUCCCGUGAGGAUGUCAUGUUUGUUCCGUUGGACCUGAAAUCGAAAUAUACCUAUGUGUUUCAAAGCUGCACGUGUGGACUGUUUCCUCAUUUCUUGGUUAUUUCGGAUAUGUAGGGAAUGCAUUUAAGGAGCAGAGCAUUUUUUCACCGCGGACAAGGCUAAUAUCUGGUCUGACAGCCGAACAUUACUGUCAUGCAUUUGAGGGUCGCAGCCUGUCAAAGCACACCGUAGGUCCUCAUUAACAUACUCCUGACAGGAACGUGGGUGAAUGUGUUCGCACCAACCUGUCAGGGUGUCUCUGCAUGUGUGUGUCUGAGUGUAACCAGUCAUUCCUGUCAGGUCACUAUAGCUGCUGCCGUUACCACAUUUUAAAACGGAAAUGUUUUCAGAGUUCAGCCGCAAAACACACACAAGAUAGAUGCAUGACUUUGAAUAAAAACUUUAUUUGCUCAUCGACUUAAGUUGUCGAAAUAAAUAAAAUAAACUUGCAGUACUAGUUUCUCUUGACCUAACAGAAGAGCAGAUGCACACACGCUUGAUUCUCAUUUACUCAAAACAGGCAAACCAGAGGCUCCAUCCUCAAAAAAAAAAA
This is a messenger RNA of Sebastes umbrosus (honeycomb rockfish), 6846 nucleotides long. Its product is annotated as hippocalcin-like protein 1. The record is from RefSeq and is a predicted model, not a curated record. NCBI's taxonomy places the organism in Eukaryota, Metazoa, Chordata, Actinopteri, Perciformes, Sebastidae. The coding region runs from base 601 to 1182 and encodes 193 amino acids. Gene Ontology annotation, molecular function: calcium ion binding. The transcript has 5 exons.